Molecule: messenger RNA, 1054 nt
Organism: Blastomyces dermatitidis ER-3
Lineage: Eukaryota; Fungi; Ascomycota; Eurotiomycetes; Onygenales; Ajellomycetaceae
Exons: 1
Coding region: 389-1012 (207 amino acids)
Source: RefSeq, a predicted model, not a curated record
CGACAAUGCAUUGCCUGUGGGGAAAAUAAAAAUAAUAAGAAAUAUAUUCAUGUUCAUUUUCAUCUCGUGGCUGCCCUCAUCGUCGUUAGCCUGGCUCCGUACAUACGAAUAGGUCCAAAUGCCUUGCCCGCUGCAGAGUUCGCUGUUUAUCGUGCAACAGCAAUUCUAGAAUUGUGAAUUCGGAAUGAUGUGUUGGGCUAAUGACGAGGGACGAGAGGGAAAUACAACCGUUUUACAUCCUUUGCAAUCCCCGAUCCAGGACAACUUGAGACCUCCAUCGCUCUCCGUUUUCUGCGCCCGAGAUAUCAAAAAGCCGAAAACCUGAUCGUGCUCUGCUGAACUGGUGAUGUCCUCUGAUGCUUUGCUUAUCAGGACAUAAAAAAGGCAUAUGACAUCGCACACUUUUAUACCAGAUGCGAUGCCUCAAGCUCAAGCUCCCUCCGUGGCUUGUGAUCCAGAAUCACUCGAAACCAUGGUAGACGGAUAUAUGGCACUCGGGAUCUACCACAUAUCGGGAUCAGGGACCUCCACCUUGAAAAUACCUCCAAUGCCGAUAGUCCUAAUCGGGGAAUACACGUUGUGUUUGCCGGCUUGUUUGGAUAGCGAGGGUCAGAUCAGCUCUAUGAUAGCCACACCCCUAUCAUGUUUACCUUCCUUCAAUGGCGACCCUCUCAUCUCUCAUCUGCAUUGGGAAGAGAGUUAUAUCAAAUGGCAGGCGUCCUCCGUGCAACUAAGAUGCCCGACACCUAUUCCUCGCAAAUGGACUGGUAAUCAGGUGAGCCCCGAAGGGUUUGCGGGCAUUUAUUUCUUCAUCGCAAGACGUAAUUCCCCCGUUUCCACUCUAAGAACACGUAACCCACGUCCUCUCUCUAUUCGCAUCAUUGUUACCAAUAUUGAUCAACUUUGGAAGCAUUGGCGCCACAUGAAUGUUGAUAGUCGAGCUUUCUUUACCCCUUUUUGGUAUCCAGUUGGAACCCAAUUUUUUCGCCGUCACCAGCAAAUCCAAGUGUAACGAUGUAACAAUUGAGAAGUCUGCAACCUUCUUAAUCACCAA